This is a messenger RNA of Closterium sp. Naga37s-1, 2397 nucleotides long. Lineage: Eukaryota; Viridiplantae; Streptophyta; Zygnematophyceae; Desmidiales; Closteriaceae. The record is from the annotation of a GenBank genome assembly.
AUGCCGGCGUCGGAAGAGCAGAGCCAGGGAGCCGCCGAGAGGGACGGAGCUGGCAGUGACCGCGUGGCGUCCACCAUCGCGGCAUCCCUCCUGUCUCUCGCCGCUCCUAAGCCCCUCGUCUCCUUCCUCCGCUCGCCGCUCCACGCCGCGCUGCUGUGCCUCCCCGUCGUCGCGUUUCUCCUCGUUGUCCUCGCAGAGUCGUCGCCGACCGUCGCAGAUCCAGUCGCAGGCGACACAGAGGGCUCCAGUCAGAGCGUCGCGUCACUUCCGACCGAAUUUGCAGCCCCGCCUGCGGCGCUGGUUCCGGCGCCGCAUUUGGCGGACUGCGCGGCGAAUGCGCGCGUGUAUGCGGAGGAGCACUGGGCCAACCGCCCCGCCGAUGGCGCCGACCCGCCCUGGGCCGCCCUCAGACGCCAUGCGGGCGAGGGGGAGGGGAAAGGGGAGGGGGAUGGGGAUGGGGAGGGGGAAAAAGGGGGGGAAGGGGAAGGGGGCAAGAGGGAGAGUGAGAUAGGCGGGAGCAGCGCAGGGGGAGUGCGGAGAGAGGAUGUGCGCGGAGGAGAGGCAUGCGGGGAGGGGGCGGCGAUGGAGGGGCCGUUGCCGCCGUGGGUGGAGGGCGCGGACGCGGACAACUACCCGCUCACGCGCGUGGUGCAGCGCGACCUCUGGCGCCUCCAGUUCCCGCGCAACUGCUCCCACCCCGCUGUAAGGUUCCUGCUGGCGCCAGUGGGGGGGAGCGGGCGGCACGGGCUGGGCACACAGAUGACGCUGCUGGCGGGUGCGCUGGCGCUGGCCGUGCGCAGCGGGAGGGUGCUGGUCAUUGCGCAGGCGGGGGCGAGGGGCAGGGGGCGCGGGGGCGUGGGGCUGCUGGGGGGCUUUCAGCGCGCGGAGCACGAGGGGUGUGCGCGUGAGGGCAUGCGCGGCGAGUGGCGCUGCUACUUCCUCCCAGAGACGUCCGACGAGUGCAGGCGCCGUGCACACGCCCUGGCCAGGCGUGCCGCGUCCUUCCAGGGCGCCCACCCGCUGCUCGCCACCACCAAGCACCCCUCCCUCGCCGCCCCCACGCCCUUUCAACCCGGGGGCUCAGGGGAGGGACAGGAAGCUGAGCAGGGCAGAGGGGAGGAAGAGGGGGCAGAGGGGGAGGAUGGGGGGGAAGAGGAGUCGGGGGGCAGGCAGCGGCGGCGCAAGAGGGGGACGCGGCCGCUGUUCUUCCCGGCUGUGCCGUCGCGGUGGGGGCAGCCGUGGCUGGCCAUCCCGGGCGUGGUGGAGGCGGAGGGGCGCCUCAUCGUCACCAACCGCUUGAAGUCAGCCGCCUCGAUCCCUUCCAACCCCUCGCUUCUCGCCUUCCUCCUCCGCUCUCCGUGUUUCUCGCUGCCAACACCUUUUCCUUUGCAUGCCCCUUCGCCCUCAAGGCAGUGCCUGAGACUACACGCACCGCUGGUGGCGCGCUCAGGCUACUCUCUUCUUCCUGAGACUAGUCCCUGCUCUGGCUCAACCCAGCAUCCCACUCGCUGCACCACACAUUGCUCUCCCCUUACCCCCAGCACCCUUUCCCCCCCCUCCUCCCCCUCUCCCAGCAACACACACCGCUGGUGGCACGCCCAGGCUGCGCGCUUCUUCCUGAGGGCACCCUCGCCGCGCCUCUGCCGUCUGCUCAACGCCCAGCGCCACCUCUCCUACGGCCGCCUCGCCGCUGCUGCCGUCGCCCAGGCUGAACUCGCUGCCGCCCAGGCUGACGUGGCACUAGCACAGGCUGAUCUGGCUGUAGCUCAGGCGGACGUGGCUGUGGCACAGGCUGACGCCACUGUAGCAGAGGGAGGUGCGGCUGUAGGAGAUGGGGAAAUGGCAGUCACUGGGUUACCUGCCUCUGCUGCACUGCCCGCUGGCCCAUCUGGCAGCACCUUGCUGUGGACCAUUGCACCUGGCCCAAUGGAGCGGCAGCUGUGGUGGCGGGUGCGGGUGCCGUGGGUGCCGCGGGCGCUGGUGAGCAUGCACGUGCGCAUGGGCGACAAGGGGCGCGAGAUGCGAGUGGCGGGCGUGGGGGAGUACGUGCGCCUGCUGCUGCGCGUGCGCCGCCACGACCCGCACGCGCGCUUCGUGUGGCUUGCCACCGAGAUGCAGCCCGUGGUGGAGCAGCUGACCGGCAUGGGCGGGUGGACGUGGUUCACGACAGCAGUGCCGCGCAUGGCGGGCAACGACAGCAUGCCUGCGUACGAGCGCGCGCUGGGCGUGCAGCGCAGCACUGACAACGCGUUUGUGAACCUGCUGCUGGCGGGCGAGGCGGACUACUUCAUCGGUGCACUCGGGUCGUCCUGGUCCUUCCUUCUCGACGCCCUGCGCUGCACCGCCGGGAAGAUGCGCCGCGGCUUCCUCAGUGUCAACGUUUCUCCCCGCUGGUAG